Messenger RNA from Paramuricea clavata, 547 nucleotides. Lineage: Eukaryota; Metazoa; Cnidaria; Anthozoa; Malacalcyonacea; Plexauridae. The record is from the annotation of a GenBank genome assembly.
AUGACGUUGGAAGACGGCUUCCAAUUUAUCGAAGCCAAAGAAGCUAGCAAACGCUCUGCCGGCCGACUCCUAGAAGUCCAGACAACAAAUGCAGCUCUUAGCCAAUGCCGUCAGACCAAACAAGCAAUGAAAAAUCGCCAACCAGACAAAGGUGACAAAUGCCACUACUGCGGCCAAUAUGCCAUGGAAACACCACCAACAAUUCAUCAAAUCAGGGAAAACCUGCGGACAAUGUGGUCUCCCAAAUCAUCUUGGUGCGAUAUGCCAACAAAAAGAAAAACAAAGCGUCCCCCAAAAGUAACACCAACCAACCCCUCCGCUGAUGCAGAAGGCGCGAUAUUCGGACUCGCUGUGCACAACAUCCAACUGAUAUCACUGCUGCUACAGACAAAACACCCAUCGCGUUGGACCACCACCUUUACAACCACCUUAACGAUUGCUGGGUUCGUUAAGCUUCCAAACCACAACCUUUUGUCUCACUUACAGCCACAUUAUGCCCCGAAGAUUACAAGAUCUUCGAACUUGCACCCCCAACCACCCGCUGUAA